Messenger RNA from Aspergillus pseudotamarii, 753 nucleotides. Its product is annotated as glutathione S-transferase family protein. NCBI's taxonomy places the organism in Eukaryota, Fungi, Ascomycota, Eurotiomycetes, Eurotiales, Aspergillaceae. The transcript is spliced from 3 exons. The record is from RefSeq and is a predicted model, not a curated record. The coding region runs from base 1 to 753 and encodes 250 amino acids.
AUGAGCCAACCCGAUAUCACUUUGUACACCUGCCAGACUCCCAAUGGAAUCAAGAUCUCCAUUGCGCUAGAAGAGCUGGGACUUCCCUAUAAGGUAGAAAAUAUUGAUAUAAGCAAAAACACCCAGAAAGAGCCCUGGUUCCUUGAGAUCAAUCCCAAUGGCCGCAUUCCUGCUUUGACCGACACGUUCUCUGAUGGUCAAAAGAUUCGUCUGUUCGAAUCUGGCGGCAUUCUCACCUAUCUUGCCGAGCAAUAUGACAAGGACUACAAGAUCUCUUACCCUAAGGGUACUCGCGAGUACUACGAAAUGACCAAUUGGUUGUACUUCCAGAACGCUGGCGUGGGCCCCAUGCAAGGUCAGGCAAACCAUUUCGUCCGUUAUGCACCCGAGCGCAUCGAAUACGGCAUGACUCGGUAUACCAAUGAGACGAGGCGGCUGUAUGGCGUUCUUGAUGAGCACCUUGCCAGCUCCAAGUCAGGAUACCUCGUCGGUGAUCACAUCUCGCUUGCGGAUAUUUCGCACUGGGGAUGGGUUGCGGCUGCUGGUUGGGCCGGUGUCAAUAUUGAAGAGUUCCCGCACUUAAAGGCGUGGGAGGAGCGUAUGGCUGCUCGGGAGGGCGUCGAGAAGGGUCGUCAUGUCCCAACGCCUCAUACCAUUAAGGAGCGUCUUAAGGACCAGAAAACUAUGGAAGAGGACGCGGCUAAAGCCCGCCAGUGGAUUAUGCAGGGCAUGAAGGCUGACGCUAAGCAUUAA